AUGUUGCCGGCAACGCGAUCCGCGGCCUCAAUGGCCCUCCGAGUCAAGCCUGCCUCUGCGCUGAUUCCCUUCCGAGCCGCUGCCGCCUUCACAACAACGUCUCGACAAGAUGCCACCUCGCUGACCCCCCACUCCGCGAGCUUCGGCAAGGUUCGCAAGGAAGUUCCCCUCCCCAGCGAGGAGGGCACCAAGGGCGUCAUGCAAUAUGCGCUCACCACGCUCGACAUCGUCGCCAACUGGGCCCGUCAAUCCUCCCUCUGGCCCAUGACCUUUGGCCUCGCCUGCUGCGCCGUCGAAAUGAUGCACCUCUCGACCCCACGAUACGACCAAGAUCGCCUCGGCAUCAUCUUCCGUGCCUCCCCCCGUCAAUCCGACGUCAUGAUCGUCGCCGGCACCCUCACCAACAAGAUGGCUCCCGCCCUGCGCCAGGUCUACGACCAGAUGCCCGAGCCCCGAUGGGUCAUCUCCAUGGGCAGCUGCGCAAACGGCGGCGGCUACUACCACUACAGCUACAGCGUCGUCCGCGGCUGCGACCGCAUCGUCCCCGUCGACAUUUACGUUCCUGGGUGCCCACCUACGAGCGAGGCCCUCAUGUAUGGCAUCUUUCAGCUGCAGAGGAAGAUGCGCAACACCAAGAUUACGCGAAUGUGGUACAGACGGUAA
This is a messenger RNA of Trichoderma breve, 663 nucleotides long. RefSeq names its product NADH ubiquinone oxidoreductase, 20 kd subunit domain-containing protein. NCBI's taxonomy places the organism in Eukaryota, Fungi, Ascomycota, Sordariomycetes, Hypocreales, Hypocreaceae. The transcript is spliced from 3 exons. Gene Ontology annotation, biological process: electron transport coupled proton transport; mitochondrial respiratory chain complex I assembly; aerobic respiration. The record is from RefSeq and is a predicted model, not a curated record. Gene Ontology annotation, molecular function: NADH dehydrogenase (ubiquinone) activity; 4 iron, 4 sulfur cluster binding; quinone binding. Bases 1 to 663 code for a protein of 220 amino acids.